AUGACCUCUUUGAUGAACUGUGCUGACCAAUCUGGUUUCUUUGUUGGUUAUGUUUUGUGUAAAAUAAGAAAAGUAGAAUUCACUAUGCAGCGUAGCUCCGUGCCCACUCUACUUAUAUGCACUCAUAAAAUAACUGGGCACUGCUUUUAUGAUGAUGUGGCAAAAACAGGGGAGGGAGGUGAAGGUAUGACAGGGCAUUCUUUGAUCUGCAUGGAUAAAAAUAUUGGAGCUGUUAAGAAAACUUGGCACUCCUGGCACAAUCGGGCCGCCACUGAUGUUGAACGACCUUUCAUAGUGUCAAUUCUUCAAGAAAAUGCCAUUCUAGUGAGUGAGUUCAUUAAUCAACGACCUUUGGCUUUAUUUGUUCAUUUAAUUUAUUUUCAUUUCUUUUGUUUGGAUUUUAGUGAUGAGGCGAUUGAUUGCAUGCAAAUGAUGCGUAGGAAAACAAAAUUUAACUGCAAAACAUUAACCACGCCUAUUUUAAAAAAUUUGCAUGAUUUUAAGAUAAUUCGAAUUUGUGAAGUCGGUGCAAGUAAAUCACUAGAAGUUGAGAAAAAAGUGCUGACCUACUGUCUCACCUUCAAAUUUAAAUGCCCCUACUGGCCGGUACGUGAUUGGUUAAUCUGGAACUUUUUUAAGUUGAAAAGUUUUUUAGAUAUUGUUGACCAGCUAGUAGCUUCUACUCCUUUUCCCUAUUCACUGCCUUUGUUAAAAAAUAACACAAAAGAUUUAUCAAAAGUAUCAAGAAAACUGUACAAAGAGUGGCGACAAAAGGAGGGGAUACAGUUAGGUAGUAGAAUGGUGGAGAUGGAAGAGAGAUCCCCCUCCGAAUCUCCCAAAAACUAUUUAUUUCGUCAGCUACAGUUGAUGGUGCAUCCAAUCACAAAGACGGCGAAAAACCAUCCAUAUCACGUGUUUCUAAUUUUUUUCUUUAAUUUUUCAUAUCAUUAUUUGAAAAGAGGGAAGGUGAACAGGUGCGUGUGCUUGAAAACCGUUGAGUUUCCACCUCCGAGUAAUCAGGAUGUAACGACUUCAAAAAGGAAGUCGUCUUUUGCCUAUGACAAAUAUAUUCGCUUUGCUCAAAUCUUCCUUGUCAAUCAUAUUGGUCUCACAAAUAUGACAGGUUUUUGGCCUAAAUUCUUUUGGCCGCUGAAAAACAUAAACAACCGCCUUUUGUCUUUCAUAAAUUUUCUCAUUCACAAACCCAUUCAUUAUUUUAUUCAUUUUGUCAUUAUUUAUAAAAUGGCAACCUUUGGUAAAGUAUCAAAAUAUCUGUUCAAAAUCUGUACAUUUGAACAGGUCUCCACCUACGAAUCUUCGACCGCUUUUACCAACAGCACUACUGAAAAACCUUUUAAAUCAAAUGGUGGUCACAAACAGUUGGAGGCAGGCAUUUCUAAAAUACAUUUAAGAGAAAUUUCAAUUUUGUUUAUUUUAUCAGCUGGUUAUUUCACAUCCAAAUAUGUUGGAAGGUUUUCAAGAAAUAAUUCUAUGAACCGAUUACAAAGCUUCCUUCAUAUCAUUUAA
Molecule: messenger RNA, 1527 nt
Organism: Echinococcus granulosus
Lineage: Eukaryota; Metazoa; Platyhelminthes; Cestoda; Cyclophyllidea; Taeniidae
Exons: 16
Coding region: 1-1527 (508 amino acids)
Source: RefSeq, a predicted model, not a curated record